Messenger RNA from Lachancea mirantina, 624 nucleotides. The record is from the annotation of a GenBank genome assembly. NCBI's taxonomy places the organism in Eukaryota, Fungi, Ascomycota, Saccharomycetes, Saccharomycetales, Saccharomycetaceae.
AUGGAGAAUUUGAUUAUUAAUAUGGUUGGUGACAUACCCACAGUGACGAAGAGUUGGGCCGCUGGAACGGUUUUAAUAUCGAUAUUAACGAAGGCGAAGUUGAUUGACGAGAAUAAGAAGCUUUACAAUUUUGAUUUGGCGUUCAAGAAGGGUCAGUAUUGGCGCGUAAUUUAUUCUUUAUUUGAUUACGGGAGGUUGAACUGGAUCUCUACAUUGGAUAUCAUUUUGUCAGUGAAUUAUUUGAGUUCACUGGAAACUUCAAUUGCAAGGAAAACUCGAUUUCUGUGGAUGAUUAGCCUUCUAUCUGCCAUUUUGAUAAUAUUGAGCAAAUGGGCGCAGCCGUUGUCAUCGUUGGGUCAACUUUUGUAUGCGAAUUUGGCAUAUUAUAAGAAACGUCGUGAUAUGCAAGCGAAUUUGCAUCGAGAUUGGAUUAGUAUUCCAUUAGUUUUGAGUUGUGCGGCGAAAUUGUUUGCCUAUCCAAUGAUGCAUUUCAGUUUGAUACAAUUGACAAUGGAGUUUUUGCCGGGGCAUUUGUUAUUUUUCUUGGCUGAGGUUAUGAGUAGGAUUUACGACGUGGAUUUGUGUGAACCACCUACGAGGUGGUUUACGCGAGAGCAAGCGUAG